Molecule: messenger RNA, 1367 nt
Organism: Mercurialis annua (annual mercury)
Lineage: Eukaryota; Viridiplantae; Streptophyta; Magnoliopsida; Malpighiales; Euphorbiaceae
Product: putative L-ascorbate peroxidase 6
Exons: 10
Coding region: 52-1068 (338 amino acids)
Biological process (GO): response to reactive oxygen species; cellular response to oxidative stress; hydrogen peroxide catabolic process
Molecular function (GO): peroxidase activity; heme binding
Source: RefSeq, a predicted model, not a curated record
GUGUUUCCUACAGUCAACCGCAGCCAGUCAUCAUCUCUCCAACUUAAUAAAAUGUUAGAAUUUGUAAACCAUCCGGUAAAGAUGGCAUCUUUGAAUAUCCUCGACCCAAAAUCCUCUCUUCUCUGUUCCACUUCCUCAUCUUUUUCCCACCUUCAAUUCAAAUUUCCCGCUAAAUCAGGACACCCAUGUCUCUCAACGGUCAGAUUUCGAGCCAAACCUCUCCAAGCUUGCAUUUUCCCAAUCAAAAAUCGCGACUCUGUUUCUCGUAGAAGGAGAAUCCUUAUCUCACUAUCCACGUUACCGUUUCUACUUCAUUUUCAUGAAUCCAUAGAGGGUUUUAGUGCCAAGGCAGCAGCUGAGGAUACCUUAUAUGCCCUCAUGAGGGAAGAGGUGAGGAAGGUGAUGUCCAAAGGCAAGGCGGCUGGUGUUCUUCGUCUUGUUUUUCAUGACGCGGGAACCUUUGACAUGGUUGAGAGUUCAGGGGGUAUGAAUGGUUCUAUUAUUUUUGAACUCGAUAGACCCGAAAAUACAGGUUUAAAGAAAUCCUUGAAGAUUCUUGAGAAAGCAAAGAGGGAAGUGGAUGCAGUACAAAAAGUAUCCUGGGCAGACAUGAUCGUUGUGGCUGGAGCUGAAGCUGUUUCAAUUUGUGGAGGUCCAACAAUUCCGAUUUUAUUGGGUAGACUAGAUUCACAGGAGCCUGAUGCUGAAGGCAAACUUCCCGAGGAGACUCUAGCUGCUGCUGGUUUGAAACAAUCUUUUCAAAGAAAAGGAUUAUCAACACAAGAACUUGUUGCAUUAUCUGGAGCUCAUACAAUAGGGGGCAAAGGCUUUGGAAAUCCAACUAUUUUUGACAAUUCUUACUAUAAAAUUCUUCUGGAUAAGCCAUGGAUGUCUUCAGGUGGAAUGUCGAGCAUGAUCGGACUUCCUUCAGAUCGUGCACUUGUUGAGGAUGAUGAAUGUUUAAGAUGGAUCAAAAAGUAUGCGGAUGAUCAGAAUUCGUUUUUUGAAGAUUUCAAAACUGCAUAUAUCAAACUUGUGAAUUCUGGUGCAAGGUGGAAAAGCUUGUGAUACUUUAAAAAAAAAAAAAAAUCCUUUUUUUAAGAUUAUGUCGUAUAAUAAUGAAUACAGCCGUAGUUGCCGGUUGGACCGGUUCCACAGCUCUUUAUUCUUGAACGAGUCAUGAAAGGUACGACGAACAUACCUUGUCUGUACAUUGGAUCGAGAACGGGAUCGGAGGGUUCCCUGUAAGAAACAUGUGAGAAUUUUAUUUUCUUGCGGGUCAAGGCUAAAAGCUCAAGUUCAAAUCCCAUUCUAUGAUGUUCACAAACACUAAUUAUAAGUCUCUUAUCUAUAUAUUUCAUGCUUAA